CAUCUCAAACAACAGAUUUACAUAUGGAUUUGUUUUAGAUUCCAAUCAUAAAAAUUAAACAAGUGAUACAGUCUUGACUUCUCCAGCUGGUCAGAGGCUCAUUCAAGACGCAAGAGAUUUGAAACCCUACAAGAUGACAGGUGCCAAUUGUUCAUGAACCUAGUUCUGGCAGAUUAGUGAAGACUCUCCUCAACUUCAAUAUUAGUCAUCAUUGCUAAUCAGGGUUAUAAUCAGGCUUUGUGCGUCGCGUUCUCAGCCAAGGAAUAGUUCAAAUGAGUUGUUGAGUGUGUCUCAAAGAAUUCAGGCAGUUAUGGAGGAAAAUUUAGGUCCUAUCUGUUACCACAUGCAGUAGGUGUACCCACCAGUCUAUAUGUGUAAGUAACCCCUAACUCUCCAAAAGCUCUUUACUGUCCUGCAGACUGUAGAGGGAGAUCUAAGUACCUCGCUGCCCCCCUCCACUGCAUGUCUGCUGUUUAGCAAAAUAACCACUCAGCCGACUGUUUGUGCAUACCUAUUUGCCCACAAGGCAUUAAAGAAAACAUACUUCAAAGUGCAGGCCCAUGCUGUAAGCGGUUGGUGAGCACAAACUGUCAGAUUAAGAGGUCUGAGAGGAUGAUCCAGCCAACAUUUAGUCGGAUUUCUAGCAAAUUACCACCAAGCAUGUUUGGGUCAACCCCCUGGCACCCUAGGGAGCGCAAUACUUCUGACACCCAAACUAGACAUAUGAAGAAAAACAAAAACAAGACUGAUCUCUUGGAUUUUUAAUGUCUACACUCAGCAUCAUGUAGCUUCUCUGCAUGUGGCUCUAGAGCAGCUAUGGGGGGGUUGGCCAUUUUGCCACUGGAAAAGGAAGCUAAGCAUUUAGGUGUCUUAACUAUGGCCUAAAGUGCUAACAAGGGAUUAGUGAGGUAAACGUUGAAAGAGGUUUAGCACUCCAUGCUUAGGACCAGUGCUGCUUCAGUAAUUACACAUCAGUUGCAAGGUGCGGCAAGUAGUUGGAUGGGAGAUCAUAGUGAUGUCAGGACAGGGAGGGCUUACCGAAGGAGAUAAGGCCAGCUAAUGGAGAUGAAAUGAAUCGGUAUUUAAAAGGUCUUUUUUAGUUAAGGCAGUUAGCUGGCAGCAGACUGCACUCGGACCAGUUGGUUGGCUGGUGGGAGGCCAUUUAGUUGGAAGUGAAAGAGCUUACAGAAGGUAGACUGACUCUGUGAGCUGUCCAAAGGUUUUUCAUUUAUAUUUUUGACUUGUGUUUCCUCCUGAAUUGGGACAAACGAGGUCCAAACUCUGCUCAUUGGUGUGAACUUGAAGUGAUUCACGUGGAGGUCAAAGGUCGUGUGUGUGUGUGUCAUGACCCCACGGGAGCAGCUGAGGAAGAUGACAGCACUGGGAGAGCAGGGGGCUUUAGAUGAGAAGCACUGGUAUCGUCUGGUCAACGGCAUGUCGGCUGGAGAGCUGAGGCACAGGCAAGAGAUGAUAAUGAGAAACCAGAUGGCCAUGGCUCCACAGAUCCUCACCCAGGGGCAGCAGAGGUUGCAGGGGGUCCCGACACAGUUCGAACCACGCUUCAUGGAGAGGGAGUUGGUCCCCCCCAAUGAGAUGGUACCUUCUGAUGCCAGACAGAUGCACAUGGCACCUCACCUGGGUCCACCUCUUACCCCACAUGCUAGUGUCCUGCCUGGGAGAGCUUUCCCUGGAGCAGCCGGCUAUGGCUUUUUGCCCUCGGAGCCCAUGGAAACAGUUGCCCGGCGACAGGAGCUCAUUCACAAGCAAAAUAUAGCCAGAAUGGAGAUGAAUGCCAUCCUGCAUCAGAAGGAGCUGGAGAACGCCCACCAAAAGGGACUGAUGGGAAUGGAAAACCCUAUGUCGUACCCCUCCAACCCCAUGGCGUUCAGAGGCCGUCAGCGCAUGCCAGACGGCCACGACGUCUUCGUCCACCGUCCCACCUUGGAUGAACUUCACUCCAACAGCAUACUCAUGUCAGCCAGCCCUUACCCACCAAUCAGCACGCUGCACAGAGAGAGGGGACGCAGGGCGGGCAGAAGGCCGACCGCUCACAAGAGCGCAGAGAGCCACGUGGCCAACCUGAAGGGCCAAACUGAAGAUAAAAGUGUAGAGCAGAGCCCAGGGGCCACAUCAGGGGAGGAGAAAGAGGUGGAGGCAAAGGGCGACAUGGGUGAGGAGUGUGCCGCCAGCAAGACGCAUCAUCAAGCCAAAAUAGACUCUGAACUCGCCACAGGAAGCAGGAAGAACUACAAAGAGGGGGAGCCAGGCCUGCGUAAAGCCUGUGUUAACAGCCAAGAUGGGUGCUCAGAUGUGGCCAACAGCAGCGCAAAUGACAAAGACAUAACAAGCCAAUGUUCAGCUUUCCAGGACAAAUUCAUGUAUCCCUCAGCUGGUGGAGCCCUCACAGGCAUGCCUUACAUGUUCCCAGUCCCUGGAAAUGGUUUCCUCCCACCUGGUCCGCCGAAUCUCUUUCUAAAUGGUGAUGAGGUGCCUGAGGACAUACGGAAGUGGACAGUGAAUGAUGUUUACAACUUUAUCAACAGUAUACCCACAUGUUCAGAAUACGCUCAGACAUUCAAGGACCACAUGAUUGACGGGGAGACGCUUCCCCUCCUCUCAGAGGAGCAUCUACUGGACACACUGGGGCUCAAGCUUGGGCCGGCUCUUAAGAUCCGCUCACAGGUGUCCAGGCGCCUGGGCAGCAUGUUGUACAUGAUGAACCUGCCGCUCUCCACCCCCACCCUGCAGGCCACUCCUGAGAAGCCUGUGGAUCACUCGUCAGAGAUCGGCUCCCCAGUUAACUGCAACAGCGAGGAGAUGUUGGCAAGUCCAAGAGACCCUGAUGUCCUCAAGUCCACAGAGCACCUUCAUGAAACAGAAAACAAUUCCCCUCCAUCUGCCAGCAGUGAGACAGCCUGAUCAGUGAUGAUAUUAUGGAAAUAUGAGGACACAUGCAAAACUGACCAGGAUGAAUCUGCGCCUACAGCACUGCCUGAUAAACUGCUGCUGCCCCAGUGUUGUUUACAUGAUGAUUUACUGGAUUGAAAAUGCUUUUUUACUAUUUACUACUGCUGCCUGGGCUUAUGAUACACAGGUCCACAAGACCUAAGUGUCUGCUAAAUAUUUGUAUUUGACAUAUAUUUUUAUGUAUCUGUAAAAGUGGAGUGAAACUGAUGAGGAUUUUGAGUUAUGAGGAGCUAAGAAGGUCUUAUAUAUUUUUUUUGGGCCUAAGUCUCCAAACGUCUGAUUGUAGCUUUAAAUUCAGUUUGGAUUUAUGUUAAGCUGCUAUGUGUCAUUUUCUUAGUGGGUCUGCACGAGGACCUUAGAAACCAUAUGGGGAUGGUUUUAUAAUCAAAUAAUGAAAUACUUGUGUGUGUCCUUUGGAUUUGGAUGUUUGAUACCUUUUUGGUUAUGUUUGUUUGUUGAAUGGAUUGGAAAUAAAAGUGUUUUUCUACACAGGAACCUGUAGUACUUUCUUACUCUCAUCAUAAGGAAUAAAUAUGUCAAGACCAAGAAUCACAUAUUGUCAGUGGUGGAAUGUUAAUGUAACUGCAUCU
Messenger RNA from Thunnus maccoyii (southern bluefin tuna), 3557 nucleotides. RefSeq names its product sterile alpha motif domain containing 7 (gene samd7). The record is from RefSeq and is a predicted model, not a curated record. Gene Ontology annotation, molecular function: protein binding. The coding region runs from base 1345 to 2919 and encodes 524 amino acids. NCBI's taxonomy places the organism in Eukaryota, Metazoa, Chordata, Actinopteri, Scombriformes, Scombridae. The transcript is spliced from 9 exons.